Molecule: messenger RNA, 609 nt
Organism: Symbiodinium sp. CCMP2592
Lineage: Eukaryota; Dinophyceae; Suessiales; Symbiodiniaceae
Source: the annotation of a GenBank genome assembly
AUGCCGACACGACGGCGUCUGGACGAUGCCCCGGCGAAGACAUCGAUGGAAGAUGCCGGGUCUUCCGUGACCUACGGCGGGCUGAACCUGUCCGAGCUAAAUGAUGAGGUGCUUCUGCAAAUUCUGAACCACCUUCCGGGCUGGAUGGGCGGUCGCGCAGAGGCGACAGGCCUUGGAGCCUGGCGCCGGGAGGCGAUCGGCGACGGCUGGUGGCAGACCAGGUGUUGCCUGGAAUUUGCAGCGCAGCUGAGACCCACUGAGGAUUCCUGGCGCAAGCGAUACCGCUGCCUCCUGGGCAUGGCCGAUGCCUGGACUGGAAGCUGGUGCUACAAAAGCCACCGGCACGGCCUGGGCGACCGCGUGGCAGCACCGCAGCUCUUCGUCGGCCCGACUGGGCAGAAGCUGUUUUGCUAUGGAGGCUGGACCGACCGAGGACCCCAGACGGACUUGCAUUCAGUUCCUCUCCAGACCGUCACGACUUCGGCCCAACGUGGCGAGGACGUGGAGCCGUGGCGCUUUGCCCGCUCGCAGGAAGCGGGUCAGCCGCCUCAUCGGGGUGGCGUCUCCACGCUGACGCCCCUCUGGUACGGCGAGGAUGCCGGCUUGUGA